CUAAGUAUCCAAUCAGCAUCUCUGAUACUGCGUUCUUCAACUCAACAACUUUGCCUAGAAAACCAAUCCCUCACAUCCAUACGGUUUCUAUGCAAACAUCUACAACUUUCCAGAAGCCUUCAGAUAUGUAUAUCUAGGUUGUCCCAAUGCAAACAUUCACCGCUGGAAGAAGCUUUAGGAACGAGAGACAAAUAAACGAUGCCGAAAGGAAAAAAAUCGAGUUGGUUUUCCAUCAGUGUGAUGUGGGUAAGAAAAGUUAUUUGUCCAGAGAAGAUCUUAAGAUAGCAGUUGUCAUGCUUUUUGGAUACAAGCCAUCAAAGUCAGAGACAAAUAUCUUGAUGGGGAAUGGCACUAUUAAGGACUGUCCAGGGGUCCCACUGGAGCAGUUUGUGCCUCUCAUGGGGAGGAAGAUGUCAGCAGAAGACCCAUAUGAGAAGACGAGGCAGAUCUUCACUGCAUUUGAUGUACACUGUCGUGGCUUCUUAAAGCUGGAUGACUUCAAAAGUGCCUUCAAGCGAGUUGCCCCUCGUCUGCCGGAGAGAACUGUGCUGGAGGCUUUCCGGCAUGCAGAUCAGGAUUCUGAUGGUCAUAUCAGCUUCAAGGACUUUGAAAAUGUCAUCAGCUAUGGUUUGGUGAACAUCUGCAGCUCUACAGGAGCCACAAAAUAAUACUUUCAGAAUUGUUUCUGUAGAGAAUACAUAAAACUAGAUCUCCCCUAAACAUGUAACAUGUGUUCUCAACCCAGUGAGUUUCCCUCCCUACUUUUUGUUUUUAAUUUAAAUCUUUGACAGUCAAGUGUUCACACUGACUCUCCAAUAGAUAACUGUUAGCAAUUUAGUGAACAUCGUUUGGCCUUGCUUGUUGAAAGGAAUAGUAACUUAAGAUGCUUGACACUUGGGUUUGAUGAUGAGUUUUGAUGUUGUAUCGAUCCAGUUGGACUGAAGCUGCACCGUGUAAUAGAGAAGCACACAUUUCUAUUGUGCAGUUGCCUUACAAACCAUAUUAAAUUUAACCCAACCUCUCAGGGUCUACUUCACUAGGUGCGGGAACAAUAUUCCCUUUCCAGGCUUCUGAUAUUCUCCACUCUGUUCCUCGUAAAAUCACUCCUGUGAGUUCUGUAAACCCAUUUUAUGGCACGUGGAGGGACAGAUCUUUAAAAUUCUCCUCCACUGUUCAAUUUUCAUCUGCGAAAUAGACAGGUUGCCUUAAAAUUGAAUAUUAACUAUCACAUUCUGAUUCUGUUUUUGCAAAACUCACUGCUAGCGACAUGUAUUAAAAAGCCCAGGCGCACUAGUUCAGGGAGGAUUUUAUGUGACUCGUCUUGUUACAUGCGAUUAUGGAACUGUAAAUACUUGUUUGUGUUUCGAGAGAUUUGCUGCAUUCCCAUCUGAAUAAAGAUUAAUUUGUUUUUGUAAUCA
Molecule: messenger RNA, 1418 nt
Organism: Ctenopharyngodon idella (grass carp)
Lineage: Eukaryota; Metazoa; Chordata; Actinopteri; Cypriniformes; Xenocyprididae
Gene: efcab11
Product: EF-hand calcium binding domain 11
Exons: 6
Coding region: 147-668 (173 amino acids)
Cellular component (GO): cytoplasm
Molecular function (GO): calcium ion binding
Source: RefSeq, a predicted model, not a curated record